Messenger RNA from Metarhizium album ARSEF 1941, 954 nucleotides. RefSeq names its product chitinase. The record is from RefSeq and is a predicted model, not a curated record. The transcript has a single exon. NCBI's taxonomy places the organism in Eukaryota, Fungi, Ascomycota, Sordariomycetes, Hypocreales, Clavicipitaceae. Gene Ontology annotation, biological process: carbohydrate metabolic process. Bases 1 to 954 code for a protein of 317 amino acids.
AUGAAGAUUUCAAUCUUUGCUCAUCUCACUUUCGGCGCUGCGGCGGCAUUCGCCGGAUCGGCGUCAGUAUGCCCAAAGGUCAAUUCGCACGCUUCUGGCGCGGGAUUGCAGAAGAUCCUCGACUACAGGAAGAGCGAUCAUCAAAUCAUGGCUGCAUACUUUCGGUCGUGGAGAGACAUUGCGAGCAAUCCAGACGUCAACAAGGUUUCAAUGAACGAUCUGCCCGACUGCCUCGACAUUGCCUUUGUGUUUCCCGAGGGCAGCGAGACGGACGCAUUCUACACGGCUCUCAAGGAAAAGUACGUGCCUACGCUAAGGGGGCGCGGCACCAAGGUAGUCAGGUCCAUCAACGUCGGCGAGCUUUUAAACAGCAACUACUCCAACACGCCUGCGGGCUACCAAAAGCUGGCCGAGCAUAUCCUGCAGACAUUCGUCACGGUCUACGACCUAGAUGGCCUGGAUGUCGACGUCGAAAGAGACCUCUACGGCUCACAGCUCGAGCAGGCAACUGGUGUGUUUGAGGCGCUCUCUAAAUCGCUCGGCCCUAGGUCUAAGACUGGAAAGCUAUUGAUCUACGACACCAACCGGGAUGGCGAUACGCCGCUGUUCCAGGCGGUAAACUCGACUAUUGACUACGUCUUGGUUCAGUCUUACGGACGCGACCCGAGCUCGACGCAGCACACCUUUGACACGUACAAGCCGUACAUCACGGGCCAGCAGUACCUUAUUGGGUUUUCGUUUUACGAGGAGCACGGUGCCGAUUGGGGUGACGCCGUUGCCCCGAUGCAAACGAGCAGGGCCUACCAAUACGCACAGUGGCAGCCGGCGGGAGGGCGGAAGGGCGGUAUUUUCUCCUACGCCGUCGACCGCGACGGCGUGCCGCCGGGCGAUGAUGCCAUUGUGCCGACUGAUUUCAGCUGGACUCGCGGGCUCAUUUCGGCGAUGAAUCCUUGA